This is a messenger RNA of Acanthaster planci (crown-of-thorns starfish), 934 nucleotides long. RefSeq lists its product as uncharacterized. The record is from RefSeq and is a predicted model, not a curated record. NCBI's taxonomy places the organism in Eukaryota, Metazoa, Echinodermata, Asteroidea, Valvatida, Acanthasteridae.
UCACAACUAAUCCUCUUCGAGCUGCUCUUGCACUGUAUCGCAAGUCGGAGGCGGUUUCAAUCUUUCACCACGCACCAAGCUGACCGGAGAAAAAUGGACGGCGAGCAGUUUCAAUCGGCUGAAGAUGGCGAGCCUUGUGCCCCCAAAGACAUGAAUAUUCCUGGAAAAGUUUGCAACAGCAUUUCUGAUCAGCCCACAGAGAUCGUGGGAGGGGCGGCAUCUAAUAGUUGCCUGGACACUCUGGAGCGACAACUCCAUCAUCUUGUGCUAAGACAGACGGAGACGGACGCCAGGCUGGAACACCUGGAGCGCCUACUAGCCGCAUCUGAAAGUAAGCUGCGCAGCUGUGAGGAUUUGAUGGAGCUGAUUGGUCUACUGAGAGACCGGAUUAAACUGAUCCAGGAGGCCGGUAAUGGAGGGAUGUUGCCCGGCGGUGUAUCCUCCUCGUCCGGUGAUCUGGCUGCUGAUGAAAGCGGGCCGGGGUUAUCUUUAUGGUCACCCACCUCGCCUAUGAGAUCCACAAAAUCACCGAUCGGAUCACCCAAGUCACCGAGAUCGCACUAGACCUAAAUGCAGACGACAGAGGAUAACGUUGACAGCAAGUGGACGCAGACUGCUGGAUUAAUAAGUGGGACGGAGCAGGCUCAAUAAAAGCGCCAUCCAGCAAGGCCAUGAAGUUUAAUUCUCACAGGCUCUAUGAGAGCACUGAGUGAAAUUCUCUUUCAGUUAAAAUCCUUUCUAAAGUACUUUUUAUCUAAUAUAAUUUCAUAAUACUACGAAUAUUACUAAAUAAUUUGUUGAGUAAAUGCUGUUGAACCAUCAAUGUGGUAACUUUGCCGUGUUUAACCAGGAGGUAGUUAUAAAUGUUUAAUGACGUAAUACCUCUGCUAGAUUCAGUACACUUGUGUGGUCCAUGUUGAGUUCUGCGGGGACA